This is a messenger RNA of Aspergillus niger, 435 nucleotides long. RefSeq lists its product as hypothetical. Bases 1 to 435 code for a protein of 144 amino acids. Lineage: Eukaryota; Fungi; Ascomycota; Eurotiomycetes; Eurotiales; Aspergillaceae. The transcript is spliced from 4 exons. The record is from RefSeq and is a predicted model, not a curated record.
AUGACUGCGUAUGAGGUGGCGUAUGGCACUCCAAGUUUUGAACGAGCGAUUCUCCAGUUGUCUAGGAUAGUACGAACUUUGGCUGUCGUUCGGGAAGGAGUAGGAGGCGCUGGGCUGGAGAAGGCUCCAGGUAUUUCAACAUUGACUGUACCACCGCUCAACUCGACGAUAGAAGGCUUUAAGUACACGAAGAGGGGCUGUAAAAUGUUGGGUAGGGAGUUGGGUUCUACUGCAGAGGUAGCAUCAAUUCGCAAUGGAAUGCAAAGAGCUUGCGCAUGGGCCCCUAAUCUAUCACAUGAAGGCUCAUCCACGGGGGUCUGUGUUCCCGUGCCAGAUCCUUCGGUUAAUACUUGGGAGAUCUCUGGGGUUUCUCAGCCAAUUAAUCCCUGGCCUUGUGUGAAAGCACCAGUGUCGGACUCGCGCUUAGUUGUUUAA